AACAAGGAAACUGAAGCGAUCUCUCUGAUUCUGUUUCUGUGUUUAAUGGCCAAUAAUGAAGAUGGAGAAGUUGGGUUCGAAGAAGGAAUUCCACUGCUACCUUCUCAUAUUCUACAUGAAGCAAUAUGGGAAACCAAGGAAUGCCAACACCACCAUCAUCAAUUUCGUAAUCUUUCUAAAUUGCCUCUGCAGCCCCAACAACUGCGCUCAAAAUCUAGCCCAAGACCUCAUCUUAGAACAAAAUAUCCUAAUUGGGCAUCUGGAGUCCACGGAAUGCAAGCUAUUUUUCUUGAUUCCGGUAAAAAAUCAUGUGGAACCGGAGUUUUUCUUCCAAGAAGAGCAGGCACAAACUUGCAAUCCAGCAAGAAGCCAGCUUGCUCUCCUGUUCUUUUACCUGCGCGUGUUGUUCAAGCUCUCAAUCUCAAUGCCCAUGAAAUAGGCCUGCAGAUAUCACGCCGGCAAGAUGCCAAGAAUAACUCAAGAGGCAGAGACUGCAAUUCAAUCAAAAAUAAAAAUAGCAAAGAAGCAUCAGCACAACAUUGCGUGGUAUCACAGAAUGAAAAUUCUUCACCAGAGAUAUUUCUUCCCAAAGAAUGGACUUACUAGCACCUAAAAACCGCCUGCUAUGCUGAAAAUCCAUAAAAGCAAAAGCUAAUCUCAAUUUGUGCUUAUUAAACCCCAUUUGAUGGUGCAAUGUAAUUUAAAUAAUGACAGCACAAAUGUCCCUUCAAUGUUGCAUUUGUUCGUAUGGUCCACAUCUUUAA
Messenger RNA from Hevea brasiliensis (rubber tree), 764 nucleotides. RefSeq lists its product as uncharacterized. The transcript has 5 exons. The record is from RefSeq and is a predicted model, not a curated record. Lineage: Eukaryota; Viridiplantae; Streptophyta; Magnoliopsida; Malpighiales; Euphorbiaceae. The coding region runs from base 46 to 606 and encodes 186 amino acids.